AUGGGCUCGGCGCCUUCAUGCAGCCAUCGCGUGGGAUGCUACUGCAAGAUCGACGAGUCUCGCAAUCGGGACUUCUCCGGAUGCCUACGCUUCGGGAAGAUUACUGGCGUUUGCGCUGCUCUACAGCGACACAACUACGAGUACACGGUGCAAGUUGAUAGCGGGGAUACCGAGUGUGUCGAGGAGCAGUACCUGCAAGAGCUGUUUUUGCCUGAGCUGGAUUGGGUGAGCCCGUACACCCGCGAAGUGGCAGUCUUUGUCGAAACGCACGGUGCCAAGAGGUUCGUGGCAGAGCUUAUCCGGCGAACAGAGGACGGAGUGUUUCAAGUCCGAUUUGCAGACGGCUCCUUGCUGGAAAACGUGAAGGCAGAGCAGCUGAGCCCACCUGCCGAAAAUGCCUUGCGUACUUCCCCAAGCAAAACACCACCGGAUGCGGAUUGGCUCCUGGAUCGCAAGAUCCAGGCCCGGAUCGAUGAUGUCUGGCCCAUUAAGAAGCGCAUUAAGGACGCUCUGGAGAAGCUUCGGACACCGCGGCCAGUCACGGCUCCAAUCCUGAGAGGGCCGUUUGUGGGCAAGGAUGCCGUCGACUCGGAAGGAGAGCCACGAAUACCACCCACACAGUUUGUCUGUUGUAGCUACGCUGCCCAUCCGAAGCCUGCGGAAGACUUGGUCGUCGAUGGUGAGUUCGUAGACACUUGGGGCAAGUUUGCAGGCAAGGUCAAGUUUGCUUCCACCUUCAAGGUUGGCCCUGCAUAUCCCAGAAUGGAGGUAUGGGUGGAGCAGGUUGAUGCCGCAGAGCCACUCUACUUCCAUGCAGCUUUGCCGGUGCAUGCUGGCCUCAUUUGCUUAGGCAAGUACGAGGGAAAUCCGGAGUGGAUCCGCUCCAGUGACGUCGCCCUUCUGGGCAUCAUGAUAUAUGCCGAUGGUGAACUUUGUUCCAAGCUUGACAAUCCAGCGCUUGUGAAACAUGGUGCACAAAAGUACGGCCAUGACAGCUGCCACUAUGUUCCCGGCUGUUCUUCGACAUAUUUGGUUGACAUGGACUGGAUAGGAGCUGUUUUCACUCUGGCGCCGUCGGACUCCGAUUUUGAGGUUCAAGACGACAUCUACAACAUUGUCACGUACCAUGAGAUUCUGGAGGCAGCAUCCAGCAAGCUGCAGGAGCACGGGAAUAUUUCAGCUUCCGAGCGUGCAGAGGUCCUGGUGCAGGUGGACCUGGUGCUGACGACGAGCUACCUGGCCACGAUUCGUCAGGUUUGCUGUGGUGCGGUGCGAGUGAUGUUGACCCAAAAGGGCAUGGAUGUCUCCCGCAAGCGCCUUAGGCAUGUGCUGAAGCACAGGUUUCGCUCACAAGCAGCCCUGUUCCCUAAAAGGCCCACGAAGGACCUGUCGAAGCCACGCUUCGAGGAUGGAGUGGAAGAUCGGAUCCAGAAAUAUUUGGAUGCAACUCUUGGAUCCAAUUCGAAUGCUUUGACCAAUUCAGCCAUCUGA
Molecule: messenger RNA, 1491 nt
Organism: Symbiodinium sp. CCMP2456
Lineage: Eukaryota; Dinophyceae; Suessiales; Symbiodiniaceae
Source: the annotation of a GenBank genome assembly